AGAUAUCGUAGCUCCACCCACACAGAGCACGCGCACGCAGUGCGUCACAGGCCGCGAAGAAAAAGAAAAACCCCGGCCGGCGUUUCUCAACUCCAUAUGCCUCUGCCUGCCCGAGGCGACCCCUCCGCACUAUAGGCUUUUGCUCGCUGCGACCUCGCUCGUUUAAGACCGUGCAGCCGCUCGACGAGACAGCCAGGGGCCAUGCUGUGCCUGUGCUUGUACCUGCCCGUGCCCGACGCGGACAGCUGGGAGUACGAGUUCUUUGAGGCGGACGGGCUCCCCGAGAACCUGCGUACAGUCCUGCGUCUCGCCCUGUUCGUCCCGUCGCGAGAGAUCGCAAAGUACUUCCUGUGGCGGCAGCAAAUCCUGAAGGCCGGUGACAAGAACAAGGACGGCCUGCUGGACUUUGACGAGUUUGUGCGCUACCUCAAGGACCACGAGAAGAAGCUGAAGCUCGCCUUCAAGAGCCUGGACAAGAAGAAUGACGGGCGGAUCGACGCCUCGGAGCUGGUGCAGUCGCUUGAGACGCUGGGCGUGAGGAUCACACUGGAACAGGCGGAGAAGAUCCUGGGAAGCAUGGACAGAGACGGCACCAUGAUGGUGGGCUGGGACGAGUGGCGCGACUACCACCUGCUGCACCCGGCCUGCAACAUCAAGGAGAUCAUCGGAUACUGGAAGCAUUCCACCAUCUUGGAUGUGGGGGAGAGCCUCUUGGUGCCGGACGAGUUCACGGAGGAGGAGCGUCUCACGGGGAUGUGGUGGAGGCAACUGGUGGCAGGCGGCGCUGCCGGCGCCGUCUCACGCACCUGCACCGCACCGCUCGACCGCCUCAAGGUCAUCAUGCAGGUUAAGGCAUCGCGCUCGAACAGCAUCAGCAUGGUGAGCGGCAUGAGGCACAUGCUGCGCGAGGGGGGCGUGCGCUCCCUGUGGCGCGGAAACCUCGUCAACGCGCUCAAGAUCGCGCCCGAGUCAGCCAUUAAGUUCAUGGCGUAUGAGCAGAUCAAGAAGCUGAUUGGCUCCCAGCAGGAGACGCUGGGCAUCCAGGAGAGGCUGGUGGCCGGGUCGCUCGCUGGCGCCACGGCACAGACGAUCAUCUACCCGCUCGAGGUGAUCAAGACGCGUCUGACGCUGGGCAAGACGGGCCAGUACCGCGGCAUGGUGGACUGCGCCAAGAAGGUGUUCCGCAGGGAGGGCACGCUCGCCUUCUACAAGGGCUACGUGCCCAACAUUCUGGGCAUCAUCCCCUACGCCGGCAUCGACCUGGCCGUGUACGAGACGCUGAAGAACGCGUGGCUACAGAGGCACCAGUCGGAGAGCGCCGACCCCGGCGUGCUGGUGCUACUGUGCUGCGGCACCGUGUCCUGCACGUGCGGGCAGCUCGCCAGCUACCCGCUGGCGCUCGUUCGCACGCGCAUGCAGGCCGCCGCGUCGAUGGCGAGCGUGGGCGACGCCCCCGUCACCAUGGUGGGUCUCUUCCGCUCCAUCGUGCGCCAGGAAGGGCUGCUGGGCCUGUACCGCGGCCUUGCGCCCAACUACAUGAAGGUCAUCCCGGCCGUGAGCAUCAGCUACGUGGUCUACGAGAACCUCAAGCAGGCGCUCGGGGUCACGUCCAGAUGAGACUGCGGCCGGCGACACAGUCACUCGCUCGCUCGCUCGCUCAACUCUCCUUCUUCCCGCCGCUCCACCCUGGGGGUCCGUCCGUCUGCUCCGCCAAUGCUCGUCAGCCGGGCGGGGUCACCGCAGGUCGAAGCGGGGGAGAUGCGGAGAAGGCGGCGCGGUUAUUCCGUCCCGAUGGUGUCGUUGGUGGGAAUCUCGCGGAUCGUGGUUGGGGAUCGAUCGGGGCAAGGCGAUCACUCGUCGUGGUUACCGAUGCACCCGUGUUGCGGACAGCCAUCUGGAGUUCCCGAUUCAAGAAUGCUUUCUUCUCUCGGUCUCUCGACGCAUCGGUUCAUGUAGCGCCUCUAGUGGCUGUGGCGGGGAGGGUUUGAGGACGGUGGUGGAUCUGACUGGAGAAGAGGCAGAGGGGGUAGAAGCGGACGGGGAAAGAAAACCUGCACCCCCGCACCGCACGCGGCGUGUGUGGCUGGUGGCGUAGAAGUUUUUUUAUGUUCAUGGGUUCUCUGUAAGUCUGUGCAAGUGUAUGCGGGCAUCUGGGUCUGUGCAAAGAUGUGUAGCAGCGCGCGCGAGUCUCUCUAUGGGUCUCCUCCGCACGUGGAUAGUUUGACCCGCGUUGCGUCGCAGUUUGUUUUCGGCCCGUAACACGGACGCGUCGUUACACGCCUGCCGCUUGCAGAAAGACGACGAUGACGUCGGCAACAGUGAUCGAGGAGAUCCCAACGUAGGGAGGGCGAUUUCGACAAAAAAGAAGUCCCAGCGACGAUCGAUUUUUCUCCUCGCCCUCUCGCUCGCUUGCUCGCGCCGGAGAGCGGGUGGAGAUGGACGCCGCUCCUCCGACACCGCCACCCAACCACCACCGACAUUUCACGCUUCCGCAGAACCGGCCACCGUCGUAUCGUAUUUAUUAAUCCCCCACCGCACGCGCACGCACACGCACAGACGCACACACACACGCACGCGCCCUCCCCACCCCCGCUCCGCUAUUGUUGGGCCGCCUUUUCGUCGUCGUCCUUAACUUUAUUUGCGUUACGCGCGCGGCAUAUUUAUUUAUUUAAUUUAAUUAAUCCCGCGGCCGUCCGCCGUUUGUUGUCCGCUCCUCUAGAAGCCAGGCAGCGCGAGUUAUUAUUCUAGUUUUUUUAAAUAUACAUGACGAGUGUUUCUUGGCGAGAGAUUAACAAGAAGGGAGUUGGGCGGCGGGGUAGGGGGGGGGGGGCAAACGCGCGUGUCUGUCCGUGCGUGCGUGUCUGUCCGUGCGUGUCUGUCCGUCCGUGCGUGUCUGUCUGUCUGUGCGUGCCUGUCCGUCCGUGCGUGUCUGUCUGUCCGUGCGUGUCUGUCUGUCCGUGCGUGUCUGUCUGUCCGUGCGUGUCUGUCCGUCCGUGCGUGUCUGUCCGUCCGUGCGUGUCUGUCCGUCCGUGCGUGUCUGUCCGUCCGUGCGUGUCUGUCCGUCCGUGCGUGUCUGUCCGUCCGUGCGUGUCUGUCCGUCCGUGCGUGUCUGUCCGUCCGUGCGUGUCUGUCUGUCCGUGCGUGUCUGUCCGUCCGUGCGUGUCUGUCCGUCCGUGCGUGUCUGUCCGUGCGUGCGUGUCUGUCCGUGCGUGUCUGUCCGUGCGUGUCUGUCCGUCCGUGCGUGUCUGUCCGUCCGUGCGUGAUCUUCGUGACGAGCACCGACCCUGCUGUGGCCCGUGGGAGGGGGGUUCGAGGGGGUUGUGAGGGGGGAGUGUUGGUGGUGCCCCCCCCCCCUGCCCCCUCCCCGGCAUCACGGCGUCGCUUCCAUUCCUCGCGUCUCUCUCUGCGCGCCUCCCGCCGGCCUCCCUCGGUCAGUCGUCGUUGGGUGCUGGCGGGGUUUUGAAGGAAGAGCUGCAGUGACUGGGGAGGGGGGGGGGGGUGCCCGCUGUGUUUUUUUACCCCUCUCCCCCCCCCUCCAAUACGAGCGAGCGAGUGAGUUUGACCCUCGUGGUCAGAAGGCAAAAAAACAACCAACGGUUUACGGCCGACGGGGGCAACGUUUCGAGCGAGCGCCCGGCCCGUGCUGCAGUUUACACUUUGUUGGAGAUGUAUUUUUUUAGCGUGUCGCUUGGGGUGGGGGUUGGGGGUUGGAGGGGUGGGGGGGGGGGGUAGGGGGGUAGGAGGGGGGGGUGCCCCCCAUCGCCGCUGCACGCUGGACUUGGGAGAGUUUAUUUCAACUUUUUGCCGACGUGCAUCGCCGACGCAGUCAACUUGCGAUGAGGGGGACAAGCCCAGGUGAAACGAACGCAAGGAAGGCGACACAAACUUCUCGUUUUACCUGCGGCGAGAUGGUGGCGAGAUGUUAACUACCUCGCCUGGUAUACAGGAGGUCUCGUGGGUUCAAGCCUGAUGCCUGCUGCUGCUGUAUAUUUGGAGUUUGCGGCGUCUCUCUCUCUCCCCCUCUUUGUCGUCGUGUGGAUUUUUUUUCUCCGGGUGCUCCGGUUUUUACCGCUCGACAUUUAGAAUCGACGUAACGCGUUCGGAAUAUCGACGUAACACGUUCAGUGUCUUUGGCUGAUAUAAAUGUAUGCUCUUUGGUUCUUUCGGUAAAGUCACGUGGGUAGAAAUGAAACAAAAUAAAUCACGACGUUUCGAUCGCAACACAAGCGCCCGUCUUCAGGUGAAAAUUGCGAUAGUCGCGAUGAUGUCUGCUGCCUUGAGCAGCACGAUGUUUGCUGCCUUGUGAAGCGUCGUGAUUCAUUUCGUUUAAUCUCUACCCACGUGACUUUACCGAAAGAACCAAAGAGUAUGGAUUCCUGCAGUCACGAAAGCUUCAAAUGAAGAUCGAUUAAAAUUUCCACACGACGACGAUAACCAGGUUUCUCCUGAAAAAUAUCUGUAGCUCAGUUGUACUUACACCAGCUAAAACAAGUAAACCCAUAAAAACAAAGUUUUUCACUAUAAAUCCUUUAUAUGCGUGGCAUCGGGGCGGCUAGAGUCCUCUCGUCCUCUGGCUUGAGAUGGCUGCCACCUAUGGGUCAGAUGAUUGUCUGGCAGCAUUAAACAAUUGGUAAUUAAAUAUUUUAAAAAAUUUCCCCCUAAACAGUGUAAAAUUUGGGAUUUUUUUUCCACGAAAAUGCAUUGUCACGCACAACGAGUCUGUGUGCAAAAUGUCAGCUCGAUUGGAUCACGGGAAAUGGGUUAAAAAACGACCGAAAGAUUUGCACGGUCCUAAGCAAGCAAGCGAACUUAAUAUAAAGGAUUUAACAAAAAAUAUUCGUAAAGUGUUUUUAUAGAACGCAGGGUGGCGAGCGUAUCACUAUUCCCAUUCCUUUAUUUUCGUGGUUGGCGGGGAGACGCGGAUGGAGACGCAUUUCGAUGUCCCGGGUACCCCCCCCCCCCGAACCCUGCGACGUUGGAAGUUGGGGGGCUUGGUGGGGGGGGGGGGGGGCUGUUAUUUAUUGUGAGCGAGCGACUUGUCCGUGGGUCGACCUCGAGGAGAAGGGGGGCGUCGACCGACCAGCGAGCGUUGCGUUGAGCUCCUGGCCGCUCCGCGCACGUGAACAGGUUCGCUGCGGCGUUUCAUAUCAGUGCUCACUGCGAUGAGAAACUUGACUGUUUAUAUAUUUAAUAAAGUUCGUUUUUGUUUCGCA
Messenger RNA from Lethenteron reissneri (Far Eastern brook lamprey), 5213 nucleotides. Its product is annotated as calcium-binding mitochondrial carrier protein SCaMC-2-B-like. Lineage: Eukaryota; Metazoa; Chordata; Hyperoartia; Petromyzontiformes; Petromyzontidae. Gene Ontology annotation, biological process: transmembrane transport. Gene Ontology annotation, molecular function: calcium ion binding. The record is from RefSeq and is a predicted model, not a curated record. Gene Ontology annotation, cellular component: mitochondrial inner membrane.